Molecule: messenger RNA, 1104 nt
Organism: Meleagris gallopavo (turkey)
Lineage: Eukaryota; Metazoa; Chordata; Aves; Galliformes; Phasianidae
Source: RefSeq, a predicted model, not a curated record
AAGACUUUUCUCUUUUUUUCAGGUGAUACUGUCACUAUUGGAGAUGUGUCUUUUAAACUCAAAACACCGAAGAACCCAGAACUUGUUCCACAGAAUUACAUGACAGAUUCUUUGGCCCAGUCUGUAGUACAGCAUUUAAGAUGGAUAAUGCAGAAGGAUCUUCUCGGCCAGGACGUCUUUCUUAUUGGACCUCCUGGGCCCUUGCGACGGUCCAUUGCCAUGCAAUAUCUGGAACUGACAAAGAGAGAGGUUGAAUAUAUUGCUCUAUCAAGGGACACCACUGAGACAGACCUCAAACAGCGACGAGAGAUCCGAGAUGGCAGUGCUUUUUAUCUUGAUCAGUGUGCAGUUCGUGCAGCUACAGAAGGACGAAUCCUUGUGUUGGAAGGUUUGGAGAAGGCUGAGCGCAAUGUCUUGCCUGUGUUAAACAAUUUGCUGGAGAAUAGGGAAAUGCAACUUGAAGAUGGACGUUUUCUCAUGUCAGCAGAACGUUAUGACAAGCUUCUGCAGGAUCAUACAAAAUCAGAGUUGGAUGCAUGGAGGAUUGUUCGGGUCAGUGAAGAUUUUCGUGUAAUAGCAUUGGGUUUGCCAGUACCUAAAUAUUCUGGUAACCCUUUGGAUCCUCCCCUUCGCUCUAGAUUUCAAGCUAGAGAUAUUUAUCAUCUGCCUUUUAAGGACCAUCUUCAGCUAUUAUAUUCAAUUGGAUCAAACAUUUCUGCAGAGAGAAUUUCUCAGAUCCUGUCUUUUGCUACAACUCUCUGCUCUCAAGAAUCCUCUACACUGGGACUUCCAGAUUUUCCUUUAGACAGCUUAUCUGCUGCAGUUCAGAUUUUGGAUUCAUUUCCUACGAUGUCAGUCCAGCACGUUAUUGACCGGCUUUACCCCUAUAAUGUUUUCCUUGGAAAGGAAGGCAGAACUGCAGUCAAAGAUGCAUUAAAACGUUUUGAGCUCCAAGACUCAAACAAGCAAUUGCGCCCAAGGCGGAUUACAAAAGUUGAAAGUGUACCAGGAAACAAACCCUUCAAGGCCGACGUAACUGUACAGAUUGGUGAAAGUGAAGUGACAUUCCAGGUAAUUACAUAUUCCUAAAACUAUACGUAGUUU